UACUCGGUUGGUGCUGUUUGGUUAAUAAUAUUUAAUACCGGCGUUGUUUCUGUAGGUUAAGUUGAAAUUAUUGGAUAUAUUCGUCAUAUCGUUCAUUAUUUCAAUUAGUAUUGUGACAUAAUUGUAUAAAAAAUUACAAUAUGGUUGUAUUUACUUGCAACCAUUGCGGCGAUUCAUUAAGGAAGCCCAAAGUGGCUAUACAUUAUCAGCAGAAAUGCCGGAAUUCGCCCUUCCUAACUUGCGUGGACUGCCUAAAGGAUUUUCGAAGUGACGAGUAUGUUACACAUACUAAAUGUAUAACUGAAGCUGAAAGAUAUGGCGCAAAAGAUUAUGUUCCAAAGCCUAGUGCAAAUAAAGGCGAGCGCAAACAGCAAGAAUGGAUGAAUGUUGUUAAUGACUUGCUGACUGGUACAGUGGAAUUGUCAAACUUAGAACGAAACUUUCUAAAUACCUUGUCGAAACAUGAGAAUAUACCAAGAAAGAAGGCUAAAUUUCUUAACUUUGUGCGCAAUGCGAUAGGCAAUCGUGUAAAUGCAACAGUUGUGGAGAGUGUUUGGAGCAAAAUGGAGAAUGCACACAAGCAGAGUCAACAAGUGGUUACAAUGACUCCGGAGAAUCCUAUACAAAAUCAGGAGCAGAAUAAAGAUGAGAUGACAUGUAGCCAAAAUAUAGAUUCUAAUAACUCGUUUGACAAUCAGAAUCUCGUUGAAAAUCAAAAUAAUGAAAAUAUAUGCAAAGAAAAUAAUUCUGUGAGUCAAGAUGGAAAUGAUGAAGCAUGCAGGGUAACCAACAGUCACCUACAUGAGAGACGCAGUAAAUCUAAAAAACGGAAAUUGGAGUCAAUCAGCAUCCAAUCAGAGGAAGAUCAAUUAGUUGCAAAAAUUAGUAAACAAUCUAGUUUGGAUAAUGGAAGUGCCGUUACUAUGUUCCAUUGGAAGAAGACUAUUUUAGAUGUUUUACAACUUAAAGGUGAAAUUCCUUUAAAAAAACUACAAACUAAGGUUAUGAAAAAAUAUAUAUGUUACGUUUUUAGCUUAAGUGAUACUUUCAAACUAAGUGAAUAUAACAAAGCUAUUGCAAAGUUUUGCAAAACAAUAGAAAAGUUAGAAAAAUCAUCUGCAAUAUGUAUUUCAGAAAAUAAAGUAAAAUUACUUUAG
Trachymyrmex septentrionalis is the source of this 1157-nucleotide messenger RNA. Its product is annotated as cell growth-regulating nucleolar protein. Gene Ontology annotation, biological process: rRNA processing; negative regulation of transcription by RNA polymerase II. Bases 141 to 1157 code for a protein of 338 amino acids. The transcript has 3 exons. NCBI's taxonomy places the organism in Eukaryota, Metazoa, Arthropoda, Insecta, Hymenoptera, Formicidae. Gene Ontology annotation, molecular function: DNA binding. The record is from RefSeq and is a predicted model, not a curated record. Gene Ontology annotation, cellular component: nucleolus.